Oncorhynchus mykiss (rainbow trout) is the source of this 5006-nucleotide messenger RNA. Its product is annotated as vang-like protein 1. Gene Ontology annotation, cellular component: membrane. The record is from RefSeq and is a predicted model, not a curated record. NCBI's taxonomy places the organism in Eukaryota, Metazoa, Chordata, Actinopteri, Salmoniformes, Salmonidae. Gene Ontology annotation, biological process: multicellular organism development.
AGAGCCGAGCUGCGGGUGUUCCUGACACUCACUGAAGGUUUGAAAUGUGGAUGUGAACUGGACUCUGACUCAGAAAUAAAUUGCAAACACCUGAAGCCUACUUGUCAGACAAGUGAAUAAGAUUUUGCUAAGUCAUUUGGUGCUGCGGUUUUAUCCUAUUUGACUAUAUUUGCAUUGUACAGCCUACUGUAAUCACUUGACAGUUCACAGCCACCACCAUUCCCCCCUAGCGCACCAUUGUCGCACUACACAUUUCCCUUUCUCUCAUCAUGUAAGUGCUGCCCCCUGUACAACGGCUUGAACCCGGGCUGGUUCCCGACUGUACCGUGUGCUCGAAGGGAGAAAUAUGCAAUUUACAUUUCUGGAUGAAAUCUCUUCUUGGAAUGGUUUACCUCCAGUGAAGGUUGAUGUUUCCUAGUCGGGAAUCCCCAGGGUUGCUUUCAAGAUUGACACCCGACAGCUUGCGGCCUCUGCCAAUCUCCUGAGCGAGCUCCGCCUCCCACCGGACAAGACUGCCCACAAGCUCCCGCUGCAUCUGCCUGCGGCAAAGCCCAGCAACCUCCGUGAGGCCCUUGGCCAAUUGCCCGGGAGGAAGGACCUCGUCGCCAUGGACACGGAGUCCACCUACUCAGGGUACUCGUACUACUCUGGUCGCUCCCGGGGAUCCCACAGACAUGGGGAGCGCAGCCGCGACCACCACAAGUCACGCAGCAAGGAUGGCAGCCGCUCGGAGAAGUCUGUCACCAUCAACGCACCGCCAGCAGAACCGCUGCUGGGAGACUCGUCUGUACUGGGGGAGGAGGUCCAGGAUGACAACUGGGGCGAGACCACCACGGCCGUCACGGGGACGUCGGAACACAGCCUGUCCCAAGAGGACAUUGUCCGGAUCACCAAGGACCUGGAGGACAGCGUGGGCCUGGACUGCCGGCGCUACUUUAGCCUGACCCUGGCUGUGGUUCUGGGCCUGCUGGUCUUCCUCACUCCCCUGGCCUUCCUGGCUCUCCCCCACCUCCUCUGGCCUGACAAGCUCCUGGUGUGCGGCACGGCCUGCGAGGGCCUCUUUAUUUCCGUGGCGUUUAAGCUGUUGAUACUGCUGUUGGCCGUUUGGGCGCUGUUCUUCCGGGCUCCGCGCGCCGGCCUUCCCCGGGUGUUUGUGUUCAGAGCGCUGCUGGCCGUGCUGGUGCUGCUGUUCGUCGUGUCCUACUGGCUGUUCUACGGCGUGAGGAUACUGGACUCACAGGAUGAGAACUACCAGGGCAUCGUGCAGUACGCUGUGUCUCUAGUGGACGCUCUGCUCUUCAUCCACUACCUGGCCAUCGUUCUGCUGGAGCUCAGGCAGCUGCAGCCCGCCUUCUCUGUCUGCGUCACGCGCUCCACCGACGGAGAGACACGCCACUACAACCUGGGCCAGCUCAGUAUUCAGCGGGCAGCAUUGGCCAUCAUAGAGAACUACUACAGAGACUUCUCUGUCCACAACCCGGCCCUGCUCACCGCCUCGAAGUCCCGGGCUGCUAAGCACCUGGCCGGCCUCAAGGUGUAUAAUGUGGAUGGUGAGUUCCCCACAACCCCCGCUACCGGCCCUGGGAACAACGCAGCGACCGGAUUGGCCCACUCCCAGUCUCGGGCUAUGAUUGCCGCUGCUGCCCGCCGCCGAGACACCAAUCACAACGAGCUGUACUACGAGGAGGCGGAGCACGAGAGACGCGUCCGUAAACGCAAGGCCCGACUGGUGGUGGCGGUAGAGGAGGCCUUCACACACAUCAAGCGUAUGCAGGAGGAGGAGCAGAAGAAAGCCCCCGGCGACGUGAUGGACCCGCGCGAGGCUGCCCAGGCCAUCUUCCCCUCCAUGGCCCGCUCUCUGCAGAAGUACCUCCGUACCACCAGGCAGCAGCACUGCCACAGCAUGGAAAGCAUCCAGCAGCACCUGGCCUUCUGCAUCACCAACAACAUGACGCCCAAGGCCUUCCUGGAGAGUUACCUGACCCCCGGGCCCACCCUGCAGUACGGCCGCGAACGCUGGCUGGCCCGGCAGUGGACUCUGGUCAGCGAGGCGUCGGUCACCAGCGGCCUCAAGGAGGGCGCCAUCUUCCUCCUCAAGUGCAUAGACUUCAGCCUGGUGGUGACUACCAAAAGGAUCCCCUACAUCCAGCUUUCAGAGGAGUUCAUCGACCCCAAGUCGCACAAGUUCGUCCUGCGGCUACAGUCAGAGACCUCUGUGUAGAACUGGACAACUGUUUUUACCACCACACACCUUUUUUUUGUUUUCAAAAUGGUUUUAUUUUAGGUUUGCGGUUUUAUUUGAGGAUUUUUUUAUAUAUUAUAUAUGAAUAUAUGUUACACACCCAUUGGAAAAUAUUGUCCUUUUUAUCUAUGGUUUACCUGGUUUGAGUUAAUAUAAAAAAAAUAUAUACACCGGUGAUGAAUUUGACUUGUCUUGCAUGCACACACACACACACAGAAGAUUGAACUGAACUCUGUGGAGAUGGAUCUAUAGAUGAACAAUGUGUGCACACAACUGCAUAUGUGUCAAUGUCUAUGAACACCGUUGUUCCACCUCUGAAAGACUGAUGCCGAGCUCAAGACGAGGAAUUGUUUUAAUUCCAUGGCUCAAGAGGGGGACAUCUCACCGAGGAGUCAAAUGACACUACUGUUGCUAUGGACAUUGCUUCAUUCCCCCUCAGCCAAACCACUACAGAUGGUGAACUGCCACUAUUUAACUUCUGGACAAAAUGUAUCUUUUAACACAACCGUCUCAGGCCUGUCUGCUGUUCUGAAACUAUAGCUACUUAAUUUACUUUUUUUUUUUUUUGCGUUACAUGCACAUGUUCUCUACAACUGUAUAUUGAUUAUGUAUAAACACAUUGUGAUAUAAUGUUGUUUAAGUCUGUGUACUGGGUCAAUCUCCAUCCCAUUUCCUUAUAUCCCGAUCUGUGGAUUUACAGAGUAAGACAUGAAUAUCAGUAGCCUUCGUUGUUAAACAAAACCCUUGUUUUAGCUGUUUUAUAGGUGAUUGUUAAAUAGAUAUUCAAAUUCAAUGCCCAUUUAUAUGAUUAACCCCAAGGCUGAAGGCCUUAAAUCCCCAAGGGAUCUUGCUAAAAUAUUUUUAGGCCUCAAAGUGUGUACUGUAGUACGGCUUAUGCGUACAGCAGCACGUUCCCAGGUGCAAUGUCGCAAUACAACAGCAUGUUAUACUGCAGUACAUCUUGUCCACAAGCCAGCUCUCUCUCUCUGUAACAGAAGGUUAUUCUGUACUAUGUUAUGUUAUAAGUACUGCUGUCAACAUGGGGGCUCAGAAUGGUCCAUCCAUAUCCCAAAUGAACAGAUACCAAUAUACACUCAUGGCUGGUUUGUAAAGCAGAGCUCUUCAAAUGUUUAAAACCCAUAGUCGCCCAUAUUAGGAAUCCCAUAGGAUCCUGAUUGCUGAUGUAACUCAAUAUUUCCAGCUUCUGUAAUGGAUUUUGGAGAUGUGCUGCUGUCUCGUUCCACUUUUCAAUUUUAAAUGGGACGUUCACACUUCCCAGCUUAGUCAUAUUUUGAUAAUGAGUCCAUUUAGGACCUUAUAUUUGUUGAAACUUGACAGCUACUUUUUUUUAUAAAGCAACACAUGCCCCGCAUAUAUCUCUUCUCAGGGUUCAGGCUUUCACAUCUAUCACACUUACUUUGCAAGAUAGAGCACUCCGCGAGAGAAAAUGCACAGAUACAACUAAUGUAUGACACUGAUUUGGACCACAGCGCAGAACGCAGAACUCUAUUCUGCAGCUAUUACCAUGUAAGGUCUAAGUGGUUAAUUAAGCUAAUCGCCUCUUGAGAUGGUGAGUACGGUACUAGGGGGUGAAGAGGAGCCUCCCUUGUAACUCACCCGUCUGGUUAGUCUUCUAUUACCAUGUCAUCAAGCGAGAUAUCAUGUUGAGCCGUGAAUCUGGGGACCUGAUAGCUUUGAGGAUGAACAUAAAAAUCCCUAAUGACAUCAGAAUCCUAUAUUCUCCCCUAGUGAAUGUAGGUGGCAGAUUGAGAUCCAUCCAGGAUGAGUUGCUUCAGAGGUGAUCAGGAUCCUAUCUACGUAAAACCUCAUAAAUCCCCAUGUAGAAUGGACUUCUGGCUUGUAGAGGUCCUCAACGGUAUUACAGCUCUGCGUGUCAUUCCUAAAAAACCAAACUGCCCGUCAGCGCCACCUGGCAGACAAACCAGAAGGUGUCAGACUUUGGUCUGGCAAGGGGUUACUGUUGAUGGGUGCCGACACAUUUUCACACAUUCACAAACAAACGCAUGAUGCCCGUGUCCAGUUAUAGACAAACCAUUUUUAACGAUUAGCAUGUGGCUCAUAAAAGCCACUUGGAAAUGCAACUCUAUGUUUUCUCGUCAUGAAAACAAACAUAUUUUUAUACUUAUAGCACGGAGUCUUUUGUACCCAUAAUUGAUGGACUUUGUAUGAACCCCAACUCCUGUGACUGUGCCUCUUGUCUUUACACUGUAUGUAUUUAUGUAGCCAUUCCCUUAUCACAUGCUCAGCGAUCCCUGUAUUGACUGCAUGUUGACGUUUAUUGGGAUUAGUCUUGCCUUGGAGGCAGAACUGAGCGAUUUCCACUAGAUGUGCCAGCGGAAAAGUCCAAAUUUGCUGUAUGGCAAAAAUUCAUGAAAACAAAAAUGUGCUUUUUUGUUCUUAAAGGUUAGUGUUCGCGGUGUGGUUACGAGCAGGACUUUCCGGCUGUGCCAGGUUGUGACCACUCUGUAGAGCUGCCUCCAGUACACGAGUCUUCCCAAUAAAUGCUAACCUGCGUAUUGACCUCUGUCAUGUUUUGCUGGCCUGGUCACAGAUCUGUUUGUGCUGUUACUGCCAGGUUCUGCUAACCUGGCAGUAACUGAUCUGCGACCAGGCUAAAGGUUAGCCAGGUUGCACCCAUACUGUAGAACUCUGCUUGUUACUGACCUGACAUCGCAUUGUAACCAAUGUGUCAAUUUCACUAUACAACAGGCAUUUGUGUAAAAUAAACAUUUGUAUGAACAUU